AUGAACGGUGAAGAUCCGCCUGAGAGGCCCAGCGAGAUCUCGUCCAUCAUCAACGGACUCGAACGAUACAACCCCGAGGCUGUCGGCGCCCUUGAGACCUAUCUCCAAGACCAAUGCGAGCAGAAGUUCACUGACUGCAAUGCCAACCGAACACUGCUGAAACUAUACCAGCUCAACCCCGACCGUAUCAAGGAUGAGGUGAUCACCAACGUCUUGGUCAAGACAAUGACCCAGUUCCCCUCGGCACAGUUCUCUCUCGCUCUCCACCUUAUCAACCCCUCCGCUGCUGUCACUGGUGACCUCGGCGAAGCUAUCACCAAGCUCCGAUCCCUCAACGGUCAGCUCGAGGGUGCUCAGUACUCCCAUUUCUGGGCCGAUCUCGACGACGACAUGGUUGCCGACUUGAUUGCCGACAUUCCUGACUUUGAGGACGUGGUUCGACACCGCAUCGCCCUUCUCGUCUCACAGGCUUUCCGUGAGCUUCAGAUCACCCAUCUCGAGUCAUGGCUCGGCCUCAACGAGGAUGCCACCAAGAAGUUCGUUACCGAGGUUUGUGGUUGGACUGUCGAGGGUGACGGCAGCGUCAAGGUUCCCUCAAACCCUGACAACGAGGCCAAGAAGGCCGAGAUCCGUGAGGACGUCAACGUCGAGCAGUUCUCCAGGGUAAUCCGACGGUCGUGGGAGGACACUGUUUGA
Molecule: messenger RNA, 696 nt
Organism: Fusarium mangiferae
Lineage: Eukaryota; Fungi; Ascomycota; Sordariomycetes; Hypocreales; Nectriaceae
Exons: 2
Coding region: 1-696 (231 amino acids)
Biological process (GO): regulation of translational initiation
Cellular component (GO): eukaryotic translation initiation factor 3 complex; cytoplasm
Molecular function (GO): translation initiation factor activity; ribosome binding
Source: RefSeq, a predicted model, not a curated record